AUGUAUUAUUGUCUGUCGAUACUCUCGCCGCUCUCUCUCUGCCAAUUAUUCUUUCUGAUUGAUUCUGUUUUUAAGUCGCACUUCGCCUCCCGCCUCUGCCCACUGUUAUUUGCUACUCUCUUUCUUGUUACUACGCGCACCUCUUCUACUUCGAGGUCUUCCACUCCUUAUGUCCUCGGUGUGGAAACGCCUUUCGCUCCUUUGGAUCCCGCUCAUCUUCUUCAUCUUUCUUUCCUAUUUGUGAUGUUGUUACAGAAUUGUAAUGACGUUGCUUCUCAAAUAAAUGUGCCUACGUUUAUGAAAUCAAACACCUGA
Necator americanus (New World hookworm) is the source of this 315-nucleotide messenger RNA. RefSeq lists its product as uncharacterized. The transcript is spliced from 4 exons. Bases 1 to 315 code for a protein of 104 amino acids. The record is from RefSeq and is a predicted model, not a curated record. Lineage: Eukaryota; Metazoa; Nematoda; Chromadorea; Rhabditida; Ancylostomatidae.